This is a messenger RNA of Dentiscutata erythropus, 1251 nucleotides long. Lineage: Eukaryota; Fungi; Glomeromycota; Glomeromycetes; Diversisporales; Gigasporaceae. The record is from the annotation of a GenBank genome assembly.
AUGAAAAAAGACUUCCAUAUUGACCCACACUAUGUUUAUCCGAGUGAUCCAUCGACUGUUUGCCAUCGUAAAUCACAUGAUUCAUCCAAGAAUACUGGCGGAAUGUAUGGUGCUUUAAGAAUUGAAUGUGAUUCUCCAUUACGAUUAUUAAAAGAGACAUUCGAAUUUAUCAAAAAUAAUUUUCGAGAUGUUGAUUUCGUUAUUUAUACGGGUGAUACUUUGAGACAUAAUUUUGAUCCAUACAUACCUCUCGAGGAAGGUGAUGUUUUAGAUGGACAUCGCCUCGCCGAAGGCCCAAACACACUUCUUGAUAAUGUUACAGAAAUAUGGUCCCCUUUAAAUUUAAAUCUAACUUCUGAUUUCACUAGAGGAGGUUACUUUAGACAGGAUAUUCAUCCAAAAUUAAGUUUUCUUAGUUUGAAUUCCUUGUAUUUUAUGAAUGAGAAUCUUGAAGUUAGUGAUUGUGAUAAAAAAGAUUCUGCUGGUGCUAAACAAUUGAAAUGGCUAAAAUUUCAAUUGAAAAGUGCUCGAAAGGAUCAUCGUAAAGUUUAUGUACCACCAUUAUAUAUUCAUGGUCAAAAAUCUUAUAAACCUGCAUGUUUAUAUAAUUAUGUUCAAAUGAUUGGUAAAUAUUCUGACGUCAUUUAUGGCCAUUUUACAGGUCAUACCAACGGAGAUACAUUGACAUUUGUUGCUGCGUCUCAUGAACUAAAUGAAGAUGUCGUUCUAGUUCUCAACAAUGCACCAUCAAUUGUUCCAGUCAACAAUCCGGCAAUUAGAGUUUAUAAAUAUUCCACUGACGAUGAAAAUUUUGGUACAUUACUUGACUACACUCAAUACUAUACCAAUCUUACAGAAGCUAAUGAAAAAGGUAAACUUAGAUGGGAUGUUGAAUAUGAAGCGCGAGAACUUUACAAAGUUAAUAAAUUGCGGCGUAAAGAUUGGGCCAAGUUCACACCAAAUCCGAUUCCCUUAUACUUAUCUAACUUCACCGCCACUCUUACUGGAACGACCGACGUACAAAUCACUGGUGGUUAUCUCGUCGCAUUGGUAUACGGAUAUAACAAUACGUAUAGUAUAUGCGAUCAUGUUUCGUGUCCUGUUCAACCCGGACCUUUUAGUUUCAGUGGUAAUGUGAAUAUACCAAGUGAGGUAACCGCUUCUUGUGUAGCUCUAAAAAUUACCGGUGUCAAAGCUGAUGUUAGGGCUUAUGAUGCUAGUGGAAACAUUUUGGGUUGCAUGCAGGGCAGU